AUGGAGUUACUAUUCCCGAAGGCAACCUACGGUGGCAUAAAGAGGUACUUGAGACGGCAGCGCUACCGGCGUCUCCACGGUGGCGCCGCCACGGGAAGAAGGAAGAUUGCGAUCAUCCAAUUGAGAGGUCCACGUAGGCAAUGGAGAAUGAGAACAAUUCCAAGGCUUAGAUGGGUGCUGAGAUCACCAUUGAAGAUUUUGGCAAAGGUGAAGAAUGUUUAUAUCAACUUUAUGUUGAGGAUGGCAGGGAACAUAGGUGCUGUAAACAGUGAUAAGAUUUUUGGUGUUAAACGGAUUCCAAAGGCUCGUGAAGUAUCUAAGAGUUAUAGAGGUCAAGAAUUUGAGGCUAGACUCGUUUUUGAGAUUUCUAAGACCUUGGUUACUUCCUAUGAACUUUAUCCCAUGUAA
Molecule: messenger RNA, 408 nt
Organism: Sphenostylis stenocarpa
Lineage: Eukaryota; Viridiplantae; Streptophyta; Magnoliopsida; Fabales; Fabaceae
Source: the annotation of a GenBank genome assembly